This is a messenger RNA of Brassica napus (rape), 615 nucleotides long. RefSeq lists its product as uncharacterized. The transcript has a single exon. The record is from RefSeq and is a predicted model, not a curated record. The coding region runs from base 1 to 615 and encodes 204 amino acids. NCBI's taxonomy places the organism in Eukaryota, Viridiplantae, Streptophyta, Magnoliopsida, Brassicales, Brassicaceae.
AUGAUCCAUGUCAUAUCGGGUGGUUCAGAAAUCAGCGGCAUAAGCCAUGCAGCCGCGAAGAAAGCCACCUGGAACGCUAAGCAUGGCCUAGAGGCAGCCAAGCCAAAACGCCUGCUCCUAGGAACAGACGAAAUAAGCUUCACGGCCAAGGAACAGGAAAAAGUUCUCACACCGCAUCACGACGCCCAGGUUAUAUGGCUCACCGUAGCGAACUGCCUGGUAAAAAGGAUACUGGUAGAUAAUGGAAGCUCCGGCAACAUCAUCUUCCAGGCCGCAUACAAGGACCUGGGGCUGAAGAAAAGCGCUCUAACUCGGAGGAUAACCCCCCUUAUAGGGUUCAGUGGGGAAGUCAAACAAACCGCCGGGGAAGUAACCCUCCCCGUAUACGUUGAAGGAGUCAACAUGUCAACCAAGUUCCUCGUUAUCGACUGCGACUCGUCUUACAACAUGAUCCUAGGACGGCCUUGGAUUCACGGCAUGGUGGCCAUCCCCUCGACUCUUCACCAAAUGGUGAAAUUCCUUACACCAUGGGGCAUAAAGGCAAUCAGAGGGGAUCAGGAGUAUUCCCGCUCCUGUUACCAGACCACUCUGAAAGGAAAGACCAAGGUCUUAUAG